AUGACGUCUGAGGCAGACGAAAAAACUCGUUGGGGUUGUUAACUACUCCUCCCGUUGUCGUCUUCGUACAGAUUUUUUUUUUUCUGAUUUUUUCCCUUCGGAAACAAGAUUCUUCCGGGUCGAGUCAUUUGAGAUCUGUUUACUUUCAUUCGUGAUUGAGACUUUGAGUAUAUAGCGUGCAACUUUUCCCCUGCAUUGACAGGGGACUGGCGGGCUUUUUCAUCCUGCUAGUGGCGUGAUAUUCCUUUCUAUCGUGGUUCGACGCUUCUGUCUUAUCGACAAUUUCCGCACAUUAUCAGGAAAAUGUUCUUCAGUUGGGAUGUACUUUUGGUUUCCUUAGUGGUUCUAGCCAUCACUUAUGAAACACAGUCAUGGUUCAGAUACUACUUUCGAUUCACCCUCUACAUUUCCAUAGUCAUGCUAACUGCUGUGUUCCUAAUCCCUAUUGCCAUGUUCAGGCCUGGCAAUGUUCAUAACACAGUACUUGUUGCUUAUUUCCUUGGACCCCUCUUAAAUGCUCUUCUUGGAAUGAAAGUGCACCUACGGAACCCAGAAAAUUUUGUGAAUGAUGGUUCAAUUAUUUGUGCAAACCAUCAAAGUUGCCUUGAUUUCCUUGGGAUGAUAACUCAUUGGCCCACUAUGGAACGUUGUGCAGCUAUUGCAAAGAAGGAGGUAAAUUACAUUGGUCCAUUUGGCUAUGUAGCAGGUCUUUGUGGAACCAUUUUCAUAAAAAGAAACAAAGCACACGAUUCUCACGCUACGAUGAAUGAGGCAGCUGAACAAGUGAAGCAGAAAAAAUUGAAGUUAUGGAUCUUUCCAGAAGGAACGCGUAAUAGCGGUAAAAGAGACAUGCUCCCAUUUAAAAAAGGUGCUUUCUACAUUGCCAUCAAUGCGCAGCUGCCUAUCAGUCCUGUCGUUUACUCGUACUACUACUUUCUUGAUCACAAACAAAAGCGGUUUGACCCAGGUGAAAUUGUAAUGACCGUAUUACCACCAGUGUCUACUAAAGGCAUGACAAUGGAAGAUUUACCUGAGUUAAUGGAGCGAGUGCGCAACAUGAUGUUGGAAGUGUAUCAAUCCUCUUCUGACGAAAUAUCUAAUGCUAAUAAUGCUCAACCUUCUAGUUAAAAGCUCUGACAUAGACUAAAUCCGCUGGUCUGGACUAAUGUUGCACCGCUUCAAAAGUGAGAAAUUUAAAGUGUAACAAUUGAUAAUUUUUUUUCUGUCAAGGCGAAAAAAUGUGCUGUCUAGUCCCCGUGUAGACCUGAAUUCCUAAAUUUUUUUGUCCCAUUUCCAAUGUUCGGUUUGGCAAUUUUUUUAACUACUUUUUGUGUGUUAACUUCGCUGUUGUUGCGUAUGUUCAAUGGCCAUCAAGUUUAUCUGCGACCGGGCAGGUACAACGAUGCACAAAAUCGUUUUUUCUAUUGGAAAUCUCCCUUUUUGUACUCCUCCAUGUUAUUAACAGUGCAAGUUUAACUGUUUGAGACUCAGCAGCUUCAUUACGAAUCGAAAUAAAAAAUUAAAGCAAUGAAAAUGUCAA
Messenger RNA from Daphnia pulicaria, 1540 nucleotides. RefSeq names its product 1-acyl-sn-glycerol-3-phosphate acyltransferase alpha-like. Gene Ontology annotation, biological process: phosphatidic acid biosynthetic process. The record is from RefSeq and is a predicted model, not a curated record. Gene Ontology annotation, cellular component: membrane; endoplasmic reticulum. Lineage: Eukaryota; Metazoa; Arthropoda; Branchiopoda; Diplostraca; Daphniidae. The transcript has 4 exons. The coding region runs from base 304 to 1128 and encodes 274 amino acids. Gene Ontology annotation, molecular function: 1-acylglycerol-3-phosphate O-acyltransferase activity.